Molecule: messenger RNA, 201 nt
Organism: Prunus armeniaca (apricot)
Lineage: Eukaryota; Viridiplantae; Streptophyta; Magnoliopsida; Rosales; Rosaceae
Source: the annotation of a GenBank genome assembly
AUGGUAGCUUCCAAUCCAAAUGAGGUUAUGUUGGAGCAGGAUUUAUUUCAGGAAGAAAUACCUCCACUGUCACAUUCCGAGAUCGGCUCCGCCGUAGCACGAUAUUGUCCGCUUUGGGCCCCCCUCUCUGCCAUCACGGUUUUGUUUCUAGGAACUUACGAGCAACUUCCCAAUGGGUCACCCAUCCUGGGAUUGCUCUAG